UGCCGGUGCCGUCUAUGCUUUGCGGGAGCCAUUAACGAAUUAAGAAAGAGACUACUUGCUUCUUGAACGUAGACUUUACAGUGCUUUGCGGCUAUUUACGCAUAUUUACGGCACGUUGGUAAUCGCAUGUUCUUAUGUUCUGUUUCGAUUUUGAUACUGGUUAUCUAUAAAUUAAUUAUGACGGAAAACAAGGAGCGUACUUUUCUCAUGGUUAAACCAGAUGGUGUGCAGCGUGGUCUUGUUGGCAAGAUUAUUCAACGAUUUGAGGAAAAGGGUUUCAAACUAGUGGCUAUGAAGAUGUUAUGGCCUUCUGAAGAUCUCUUGAAGAAACAUUAUGCUGAUCUGGCAUCAAGACCUUUUUUUCCAGGUUUGGUCAAAUAUAUGAGCUCAGGACCAGUUGUGCCGAUGGUCUGGGAAGGCUUGAAUGUUGUAAAGACUGGCCGUGUAAUGUUAGGUGAGACAAAUCCUAAGGAUUCUGCACCAGGUACAAUUCGUGGUGAUUUUUGCAUACAAGUUGGACGCAAUAUUAUUCAUGGAUCUGAUUCUGUUGAAUCUGCCAAAAAGGAGAUUGACCUCUGGUUUGGUGAGAAGGAAGUAAUUGACUGGACACAUGCAUCUGAAAAAUGGAUUUAUGAAUAAGAAUUUGUUUUUUGGAAACAUUUUCUCAGAAGUUUUUCUAUAGUGUCUCUAUAAGCAUUUCCUUAAAGAGAGUCUUCCGAAGGCUACUGCUAAUGGACCAAACUUUUUAGCACAGCUGAGGUUCAAGAAAAACAUCUGAUAUUUGUAAGGAGUAAAUAAAAAUUGCU
This is a messenger RNA of Cyphomyrmex costatus, 806 nucleotides long. RefSeq names its product nucleoside diphosphate kinase (gene awd). Gene Ontology annotation, molecular function: nucleoside diphosphate kinase activity. Bases 127 to 639 code for a protein of 170 amino acids. The transcript is spliced from 3 exons. The record is from RefSeq and is a predicted model, not a curated record. Gene Ontology annotation, biological process: CTP biosynthetic process; UTP biosynthetic process; GTP biosynthetic process. NCBI's taxonomy places the organism in Eukaryota, Metazoa, Arthropoda, Insecta, Hymenoptera, Formicidae.